Molecule: messenger RNA, 1431 nt
Organism: Drosophila willistoni
Lineage: Eukaryota; Metazoa; Arthropoda; Insecta; Diptera; Drosophilidae
Product: pickpocket protein 28
Exons: 8
Coding region: 1-1431 (476 amino acids)
Biological process (GO): sodium ion transmembrane transport
Cellular component (GO): membrane
Molecular function (GO): ligand-gated sodium channel activity
Source: RefSeq, a predicted model, not a curated record
AUGGGUCGCAUUAGUCGCAGCAUAGAGGAAUAUCUAAAGAAUUCGACUCUGCAUGGAGCACGAUUCAUAGUGGACAAAGACGCCAGUUGGUUGGAGCGAAUCUUUUGGGUUAUUUGCCUGGCAGCCUCAUGGUAUGCCUCUUGGCUGCUGAUCAAAGCCUCACUGGCUGCCUUUGAGAAUAAUGCCAUUAGUUUUGUGGUGGAGAGCUCAUAUCGCGAUUGGAAUACUAAUUUUCCAGCCAUAAUUGUGUGUGAGUCAAAGAAUAUGGAUCGCAUUCAGGAAGUGGCAGAACAACUCUGGGGCUCUGAUCAUGACUUCACGUUGGAGGAAGUUUUAAGUGAAAUUGCCUUUUUUCGCGGCGAAUCGUAUCACACGGUCCACGAAUGCAGUGGAGAGGAGGCCACCACCUCUUGCUUCUAUUCGAAUUUCUCCUAUUACGCCCAAUUGGUACGCAGCAGUUGCACUGAUUCCAUUUUCAAUUGCGAAUGGAAUAAUAGACCCUUUGAAUGUUGCAAAUAUUUUCAUCGCAUGGAAACGGAAUUGGGGAUUUGUUACGCCAUCAAUUCCAUACAAGCAAACAAGGGAAAAGGUCCUUUUUUGAAUAUGUAUUCAAAUCGUUAUACUGGUCCAGGCUCUCUGAAAAUGGAACUUAAAACUGAAGCUACGGUAUUUAUUUUGGGAACUGAAGAAGUUCCCACUCUUGUGACGCCAAAAACAGAUUUUCUAAUUGUUGGUCCUUACAUAUCAUUCAUUCGCUUCAUCUCGAAACGUGACAUUGAGAAUGAUGAGGCCAUACGAGAGACAAGUGUGGGUCAGAGGAAUUGCCGCUUUGUGGAUGAGAAUAUUCUGGAUGUGCAUCAUUUCUAUAGUUAUAGCGCCUGUACGGUUCAAUGUCGUAAGGAUCGGCAAAUGGAGCUUUGCAAUUGUUCAAGUCAUUUGUCUCCAAAUUCGCCGGAUCAUCAAUUGUGCAAUAUGGAUGGUUUGGAGUGUUUGAAUCGCAACUAUGAGGAUUUAUCGGUCAUUAUAGCCAAAUGGUCGAAGAGACGUGGCCGUAAGGGUUUGGUUUGUGACUGUCUGCCCUCGUGCACCGAAGUGGAUAUUACAACUGUUCACGAUAGCAAGGAUAACUUGGUGGAACACAGUACUCCCGUAUCGAAAAUUGAGGUGGCUUUGAUCGAACUGCCCACAGAGCGUUAUAAGAGGAACUUAGUGCGAGGUAGAUUGGAUUUGGUGGUGUCUAUAGGUGGAACCACAGGUCUGUUUGUGGGUGCCAGUCUUUUAAGUUUCGUAGAGAUUAUCUACUAUAUAACCAUAAGACCCUACUCAAGUUAUAUGCAUGAGAAGCGGCGACUAAAACGCUUGAUAAUUCCGAAGAAGUUUGGAAAAGAAGACCGAGAAGAGGAUUGUCCUACCCGAUUUACCACCACCUAA